This is a messenger RNA of Elephantulus edwardii (Cape elephant shrew), 378 nucleotides long. It is a transcript of the gene MRPL55, whose product is annotated as mitochondrial ribosomal protein L55. The transcript is spliced from 3 exons. The record is from RefSeq and is a predicted model, not a curated record. Lineage: Eukaryota; Metazoa; Chordata; Mammalia; Macroscelidea; Macroscelididae. Gene Ontology annotation, biological process: translation. Gene Ontology annotation, cellular component: mitochondrial large ribosomal subunit. The coding region runs from base 1 to 378 and encodes 125 amino acids. Gene Ontology annotation, molecular function: structural constituent of ribosome.
AUGGCAGCUGUGGGAAGCAUGUCUGGCCUUCUGCGGCAGAGUAUCAUGCAGAGAGCUGCCACCUCAUCUUGUCACCUGCACACAUCGCUUGGGCGGGCUGACUGCAACAGGGCAUCACUCACACGGCUUCACAGGCAGGCCUAUGCACGCCUCUAUCCAGUGCUUUUAGUGAAGCAAGAUGGUGCCACCAUCCACAUCCGCUACAGGGAGCCACGACGCAUGCUGGUGAUGCCUAUAGACCUCGACACCCUGUCUCCUGAAGAGAGAAAGGCUCGCUACCGAAAACGUGAGGCCAAAUCCAAAGAGAAGAAAGAGGAGCCAGAAGUCAAGGAUGACUUUGAUGUGGAGCAGUACAAACAAUUUUGGUCCAAAAAGUGA